Molecule: messenger RNA, 5337 nt
Organism: Pseudopodoces humilis (Tibetan ground-tit)
Lineage: Eukaryota; Metazoa; Chordata; Aves; Passeriformes; Paridae
Gene: FMN2
Product: formin 2
Biological process (GO): intracellular signal transduction; actin nucleation; cortical actin cytoskeleton organization
Cellular component (GO): cytoplasm; actin filament; cytoskeleton
Molecular function (GO): microtubule binding; actin filament binding
Source: RefSeq, a predicted model, not a curated record
GAAGUACUGAAAUUAUAAAUGAUUUGGUGACGAGCUGAGCUUGCAAUGCAGGCAAUAAAAACCGUGGAAAAAGAGGUGACUUUUAUAAAGGAAACGCUUUUCACAGAAUCCUUCCUGAAGCAGCAAGAGUGCAGCAGAAGCCGGGCGAGCAGGCAGCUCCAAGAGCAGCAGCCAUUGGAAGGAGCUGUCUGCAGCUCUCAGUGCUGCACUGAGCAUGUCCCAGCGGAGCCCAGUGCGAGCAGCACAUUAUGCAAAAAGGCAGCUCUAGCAGAUGGGAGAGAGGCACAGCAAGCGUUUGCUUCACUUGCAUCACCACCGCUUGAAAACAAACCUGGAUCGCUAGAGGGGAUCUCGCCAGCAGGCCAAAGGAAUGAAACCCGGGAGGAUGGCCUGAUUGCCGGAGGUGGUGCACUGCGAAAAAUCAUGGGGAAUCAAGAUGGGAAGCUGAAGAAAAAUACAGGUGAUGUGCAAGAAGGAGGAGAAGAUGCCUCUGGGCCCAAGGAUACGGACGGCACAAAGAAGGUAUCGGGAGGCAGAAGGGGACUGGGGAAGCAUGCAAAAGGAGGCGAAUCGGGUAAGAAGAAGGGUAAGUCGGACUCCAGGCCCUCUGUGUUUUCAAAUCUGAGGAUCAGAAAAAAUCUGUCCAAGGCUAAAGAUGGGAAUAGCAGUUCACGGGAGGAUGUUUUGGAAAGCCAGGCCUUGCAGCCUGGGGAGCUGGACAGCACUCAUUCAAUUGUAACCAAAACUCCCGAUAUAAGCAUCUCUGCAGACGAAGGGGGUCUCUCAGACACAGAUGCUGAACAUUUUGAAAUCAGAAAUGAAACUGUUCCAGCUGCUGCAGAGACACAGGAUGGACAAAGGACCAGCUCUGGCUCUGAUACGGAUAUAUACAGUUUCCAUUCAGCCGCAGAACAAGAGGAUUUGCUUUCCGAUAUCCAGCAAGCUAUUAGACUGCAGCAGCAGCAGCAGCAGGGGGCAAUUAACAUUGGAACUGAGGACCUCGCCACCAAAACAAUGGGCCGACACAUGGCUAAUUCUCAGGCAACCCCCUUAGAUUUUGAACGGUUUUUUUCAGUAGCUAGCACUGAGAGAGAGAAGAGCCCAGACACCGAGGGGGCUUUUCCAGCAGUAUCGGACACCGUGGAAAACAUUCCCGUCUCCUGUGCGACUGAACGUGAACCGACAGAAGCGGUAAAUGGCACAGGCUCUCCUGGAAACGGCUCGAUUGAAACACAAGAACAUCAGCCACUGAUUGAGGAACAGCUCGUUGCUGGAGUGGAUGCUGUAGCCAGCGAACUACAAGAUGGUUUGAAUAGAACUGCAGUAGAAAACGGGUCUCAGACACACAGCUCCACACAACCUUUUCCAACUUCAGUGGCAGAUGCCGAGGCUAAAACUGCUGAAGUGCAGGCUGUUGAUUUUCAGGGCUCAGUAACAGAGGGUGGUAGUUCAGAUGCAGGCCGUGAUCGUGCCGCUGAGACUCAGGAAGGGAGACGCGCUCUGUCAGGCAGUCAAGAGGAGCUGCGCAAUGGUUUGUCCACGGAAAUGAAAAAUGGCAGUUUGUCCUCUGAAGGAACAGCAGACAGCCCGAUGCUUGGUUCCCGAUGUUUUAAGCCCUAUCUAAUUAAUCCCUGUUACAUCAAAACCACAACUAGGCAACUGAGUUCUCCCAACCAUUCACCUUCUCCCUCCCCAUCCCAGAGCCCGCUUUUCACCAGGAGGCAGGAGUCCUUCCACAAGAAGGAAAAAGUCUCGGUCAGGAAGAAGAGGUCUGCUAGUUUGGCAGGUUUGUUCAGUCGCUCUGCCGACUGGACAGAAGAGGUGUCUAAUCACAAAAGCGAGGUAACGGAGAAGGUGAGCUCUGCAGACUAUUUGGAGCACAAGGGGUUUAGAGAGAAAUUUCAAACGGAAAGAGUGCCUUUGACUCAUUCAAGGAAGUCCUCAGGGGUCCAGGCUUCUACAGAGACAUUUCCCAAUGUCUUUUCAGGACGAACUCUGUUGGAAAAGCUCUUCAGCCAGCAGGAAAAUGCACCGCAAGAAGAAGCAGAAAAACUGUGUUCUCGCAUUAUUGCAAUGGGUCUUUUGCUUCCAUUCACUGACUGCUUCAGAGAGCCAUGUAACCAGAGUGCCAAGCAAAGCACGCCCACGUUUGAUCAAGACCAGCUUUAUACUUGGGCUGCAGUUAGCCAACCCACACAUUCAACAGAUUACAUUGAAGGAAGCUUUCCAAGGAGAAUUCCAUCUGCGUGGCCUCCACCCAAACCUCCAGAUGAAGAACAAAGGCUCAAAAUUUCAGAAGAAGAGUUGAAAUCUACAGUCCCAGAAACGGAGAAGCAAUACGCAGGCAGUGUUCAGCAAGAACAGGAGGAUUUUGAGGUGAAAUCUGAGGAGCGUGCCAGUGUCAUCCAGCAACUUGAGCAAACUAUUGAGGAUCUGAGGACAAAAAUUGCAGAACUAGAGAAACAGUUCCCUGCUGCAGAGGUACAGACUGCUGGGACGGAGCAGGAAAAUGAUCACGCACAUGCAGACUCUGGGGAACUCUGCAGUGUGACUCUUCAAAGGAAUGAAGAGGAGACCACACCCAGGACUGUGUCACAGGCGAGAUCCGUACAAACGUCACCAACAGAGGAUUAUUUAACACAUACAAUGCCUUCAGCCAGUGCACUGCCACAGCCACCCCCACCACCGCACUUAGAAGGGGGCAAAAGUGAAGGGCCUACUCAGAAAUUGCCAGCUCUAGAACUACAGCCCACAUUUUGUUCUGAAAUCUCCUUAAUUCUGUCACCGAAGCUAAUCUCAGUGCCAUUGGAUGCAAGCCAAUCAGUACAGAGUAUACCGCAGUCACCUCUUCCAGGACCCAAAGUUGAUUUGUCCCUUGCAUUUGAAGGAGAGACUGCAAUGUCAGUUUCCCGACAGCCUCUAAGUACUGUAGAUGUAACUUGCAGUGAACAUCCCCCUUCCUUGCCCCCAGAGCCCACAUGUAGCAUUCCCCCAUCACUGCCAGUAACUGAACAAGCUGCCUCCCUGUCUGGAGCACAUGGCCAUUCCUUUGUUACUCCCAUGUCUAUGGCAGGAUUGCCACUGCCACCACCCCUACCUGGCUCAGGACUCCCUUCUUCUGCUGUCCCAGCAGUGACACACCUGGACCACUCUUUCCCAGGUGCCAUGACGUCACCUGUCCCUCCUCCUCCACAUUUGCCAAGUGGGGAGAUACCAGUGCCGCCUCCAGCUCAUCUCCUCUCAUGUCCUGGAUUCCCUCCGCCACCUCUACCACCACCUUUGCCUGGAGCAGGAGUCCCAUCUCCUCUGCCCGGUUGGGGUAUUCCACCUCCCCCUCCACCACCACCUUUACCUGGAGCUGGUGUCCCUCCUCCACCACCUCCUCUGCCUGGCCUGGGAUUGCCACCCCCAGCACCACAGCUUCCUGGAGCAGGACUGCCACCACCUCCCCCACCUCUGCCUGGAGGGAGCAUUCCACCCCCUCCUCCUCCACCACCUCCUCUGCCUGGUGCAGCUGUACCCCCUCCUCCACCCCUGCCUGGUGCAGCUGUACCCCCACCACCUCCUCCACCACCUCUGCCUGGUGUAGGCGUGCCCCCUCCUCCUCCACCACCUCCUCUGCCUGGUGCAGCUGUACCCCCUCCUCCACCACCUCUGCCUGGUGUAGGUGUGCCCCCACCACCUCCUCCACCUCCUCUGCCUGGUGUAGGUGUGCCCCCUCCUCCACCACCUCUGCCUGGUGUAGCUGUGCCCCCUCCUCCACCGCCUCUGCCUGGUGUAGCUGUGCCCCCUCCUCCACCUCUGCCUGGUGCUGGUGUCCCUCCACCACCCCCUCCUUUGCCUGGGUUGGGGAUGCCUCCUCCAGCCCCACCACCUUUGCCUGGAAGUGCACCACCCCUUCCAGCACCAGUCCAGGGUGGAAGCUACCCAGCAGUCCCACAGGGCUGUGGUUUUCUUCCUCCUCCGUUACCAUCUGGUUUAUUUGCAAUGGGGAUGAAUCAGGAGAAAGGGAGCAGGAAACAUGUGAUAGAGCCUUCUCGACCAAUGAAGCCUCUUUACUGGACAAGAAUUCAGCUUCACAGUAAAAGAGAUUCUAGUGCUUCACUUGUGUGGGAAAAAAUUGAAGAGCCUUCCAUAGAUUAUCAUGAGUUUGAAGAACUGUUUUCUAAAACAGCUGUUAAAGAGAGGAAGAAACCCAUUUCGGACACCAUUACAAAAACAAAGACUAAACAAGUUGUCAAGUUGUUAAGUAACAAAAGAUCUCAAGCUGUUGGAAUAUUAAUGUCUAGCCUCCAUUUAGACAUGAAGGACAUUCAGCAUGCUGUUGUGAACUUGGACAACUCUGUGGUUGACCUAGAGACACUGCAAGCCCUGUAUGAGAAUAGAGCACAAUCAGAUGAACUAGAAAAAAUAGAAAAGCAUAGCAAGGCAUCCAAGGAAAAAGAAAAUGCCAAGUCUUUGGAUAAGCCGGAACAGUUCCUCUAUGAACUCUCGCUGAUUCCCAACUUUUCAGAACGUGUGUUUUGCAUCCUGUUCCAGUCAACAUUUUCAGAAAGCAUUGGUUCAAUCCGUCGCAAACUUGAAUUGUUACAGAAGCUGUGUGAGACAUUGAAGAAUGAAUCAGGAGUUAUGCGAGUUCUGGGUUUGGUUCUUGCCUUCGGAAAUUACAUGAACGGUGGAAACAGGACACGAGGACAGGCUGAUGGGUUUGGACUAGAUAUCCUGCCAAAACUUAAAGAUGUCAAGAGCAGUGACAACAGCAGAAGUCUUCUGUCGUACAUUGUCUCAUAUUAUUUGCGUAAUUUUGAUGAGGAUGCUGGAAGAGAGCAAUGCAUCUUUCCUCUUCCGGAUCCACAAGAUCUCUUCCAGGCUUCACAACUGAAGUUUGAUGAUUUUCAAAAAGAUCUCCGCAAAAUGAAGAAAGAUUUGCGAGCAUGUGAGACAGAAGCAGCAAAAGUUUAUCAGCUAUCACUAGAAGAGCACCUACAGCCCUUCAAAGACAACAUGGAGCAAUUCAUUAGUCAAGCCAAAAUAGACCAAGAAAAUGAAGAGAAGUCACUGACAGAAGCACAUAAAAGCUUUUUGGAAACUACAGCCUAUUUCUGUAUGAAACCAAAAAUGGGUGAGAAGGAGGUGUCCCCACAUUCUUUCUUCAGUAUUUGGCAUGAAUUCAGUUCUGACUUCAAAGACUUCUGGAAGAAGGAAAACAAACUUAUUCUUCAGGAAAGGGUCAAAGAAGCCGAGGAAGUCUGCAGGCAGAAAAAGGGGAAGUCGCUAUACAAUAUUAGACCAAAACAUGACUCUGGAAUUAAAGCAAAGAUAAGUAUGAAAAUCUGA